Molecule: messenger RNA, 1631 nt
Organism: Camponotus floridanus (Florida carpenter ant)
Lineage: Eukaryota; Metazoa; Arthropoda; Insecta; Hymenoptera; Formicidae
Product: beta-1,4-glucuronyltransferase 1
Exons: 6
Coding region: 264-1631 (455 amino acids)
Source: RefSeq, a predicted model, not a curated record
UGUGUCAUUAGCAGUGUCUUAUUCUCUUGCUCCUGCAAUCGCGGCUAUGCAUCCUCGGUUGCGCAUCCUCGCGGUUCGCCAACAGCGUUUGCGCGACAUCGAUCCGCGAUAUUUCGCGGUCUCGCCCCUCGGUAAACGUCACCCCGUGCCAGUUCACGGCGGAUGUUCCUCGGAGGAUCCGCCGUUUGCACUUAUAAUAUGGAACUUUGUUCUACUAUUCUCGAUCGACGACGAGAUCGAGGAAUUCCUGAGAUAAGAAAGCGAUGCGCAGCCUUGCUCGCAGGCUACUAGUAUGGCCGGCAUUUAUGCUAUCCCUCCUGGUGGUCGGUCGUUUGCUGUUCGGCCGCGAUUUUCGAUUGCCGACGACGACAAUCGUUUUUCACGAGGACGAUGGCAUCUCGAUACCAAGCGGAAGCCGUACGAAUUUGCAGCAAGAUUCCGGUCCGUCGGGGCCGCCCGCUUAUGCGGCAGGCAUGUAUAUGGCGGGUCGGCGACCCCGCAACGGAAGUGCCUGCAGAUGGUACUAUGGUCUGCCGGAUGUUCUUUCUUAUGCACCGUCCAGGCUCACUUGGAGCCCCGAAAUCGGCGAAAAAAGUCCUUAUAGGAUCCUACCGUUUGUGUUGCGCAGUGCCACCGAAGCGACAGAUGGGUUGCCCCAGAUCACGCUGUCCACGCACGCCACCGCCGAUCAGGUUUACGGGAUCGUGGAGUUGGCCAGACGAUGGGAGGGACCGCUCAGCCUGGCAGUAUUUGCGCCAGGUCUCGACGCUGGCCUCGCUGUCGCUCAGCUUGAUCGAGCUUGUCGGUGCGAGCCUGCCAUGUACAAGGUUUCCGUCCACUUGGUGUUUCCGGCCGGUCGACCACCCGCUCUAAGUGCGAAGAGUCGUGUUCAAGGCGAUUGCGCCGCCUCUGAUCUUCAAUGGCGACAAGCCGAGACCGAGAGACAAAAGAGGAGUAUGACAUAUCCGAUCAAUGUCGCCCGGAACGUGGCGAGGACGGCGGCGAACACGUCCCGCGUGUUGGUAUCGGACAUUGAGCUGCUGCCGAGCGCGCGACUAGCUUCCGGUUUCAUGGACAUGGUACGUCGGAGGCCGCCCAAGGUCGGCGUGAUCUUCGUCGUGCCCGUCUUCGAGAUAGAGUCCAACGAACCGCCGCCGGCGACGAAGCGCGAGCUCCUCGCUGCUUGUCGAGCCGGUCUAGCGGUAUAUUUUCAUAGGUUCCUCUGUCCGCACUGCCAGCGAUUUCCCGGAUUGACCAGGUGGAUGAUCAGGCCGGAUCCGGGCAGAGUCCGACCGUUGAUCAUCACCAAAAGGGAAUAUCCUCAUCAUAGGUGGGAGCCGGUUUUCAUCGGUACGCGCGAGGAUCCGCUUUACACGGAAGAGAUGUCCUGGGAAGGAAAACAGGAUAAGAUGGCUCAGAUGUUCGAGAUGUGUCUGCUGAAUUAUCGGCUAGUUGUGCUCGACGGUGCCUUUUUAGUGCAUACUCCGGGAAUUAAGCGGAAAACGCACAAGCUCAUCUCGGCCACGCAGGAGUUUUUCCGGCCGCACGAGAGGCGAAACGCCAGGAUCUAUCAACGCGUGACGAAACAUUUAAUCAAGCAAUAUCCGAUUAAUCGUAGAUGCGCUCAAUGA